Messenger RNA from Schistosoma haematobium, 3678 nucleotides. Its product is annotated as Leucine-rich repeat-containing protein 9. The record is from RefSeq and is a predicted model, not a curated record. The transcript has 16 exons. Lineage: Eukaryota; Metazoa; Platyhelminthes; Trematoda; Strigeidida; Schistosomatidae. Gene Ontology annotation, biological process: positive regulation of autophagosome maturation; plus-end-directed vesicle transport along microtubule. Gene Ontology annotation, cellular component: lysosome; late endosome; autophagosome. Bases 1 to 3606 code for a protein of 1201 amino acids.
AUGUCACGCAACAUGGAAGUGAAUGAGAAUAGAGUCAGAUGUUUGCAACAGUGGGUAGAGCACAUUAUUCCGUCCAGCAGUGAUAAAGAUGUUCGGGAGUGGCGAACGCUUCUGCAGCUUAUUGAUCUGUGCAAGGAUUCAAGUAUGAGCACUGUUAUCAACAGUGAAGAUAUACCCAAAACGGUACACAAUAUUUUGUCAGCUCCUUUGACUUGUCCUAUUAUUUCAAAAGUACCCAUAUUACCGUUUGGACACAAAGAAUUAAGUGUAACUGAUCCUGAACUUACUUUUGAUGAUACACAUUCCGGGAAUGAACUUUCCUACAGAUGUACUGGUCACUCCUUAUACUCAUCUCCACAAACCUUUUUUGGAUCUCUUCAUGUCCGCAAAGGAAAAAGCUGUAUCACAAAAUCUGGGUUUGGAAAUGAUUUCGAGUCGGAAAUCGACUCUCCUCUUUACUCAUUAAAAUCAAUUCUAGAGUCACCACAAGUCGUUCCUAAGGGCCAACUUUUAUCCAAAUUGGAUGAAAUUCGAUCCUUGUCUUCUAAGUUAUCUGAGGUCCAGCAUUUAUAUGAAGAAAACAUGUGUGAACUUAGUCGCCUGAGUUCCGAGUUGCAAGCUUCAGAAAUAAGGAGAAAAGAAACAGAGAUCCGCUUGAAGCGACGUGAAUCAGAGUUAAACGAAAUGCGUGAUGAAUUGGCUUAUGAAAUAGAAAUGCGUUCAUUUCACGAACAACGAUCUAAUCUUGUUGAUCAUCUACAGGAAAAUCUGAAUGAUGCUUUGGAAAAAUUAAAGGUAGUUAAUCAAUUGGACAAGGAAAAUCAGGAGCUUCUCAAAGAAAACCGCAACUUAAAAACUAAGGAAAAAGAAUUGGAAAUUAUUCGUUCGCGUUUGUUAUCUCAACAAGAACUUGAACACCAACUUACUCAAAUGAAAGUUGUUGCCCGGCUUGCAGAUAGUGAGAUACAUGAAUUAUUGUGCCAUCGCGAACGACUUCUAGCUAGAUCCGAAGCGGAAUGCGUAGCACAGGCGAAUUCUUUAAUUCGUAACCAGGGUUCUACUUCAGAAACAAUAACUCCUCUGUGUGACAACAGGUGUUAUUCAUGUGAGAACUGUCCUCAAUCUGCGCAUACAUUUCAUCCAAGCUUUGGCAAAGAAUUGCAACUUUCUAAUGCAGAUGUUUCAAACGCAGGUUCUGCUGAAAGUUUAGCUUCCGUGGUGAUGAUAAAUAAUCAGCUCCAGGAUCUUGAGUCAGCUGUUGUUAAGGCACAAACAGACUACCAAAUUAUGAGAAAGAAGUAUAUUGUACAACGAUUUAAUUCAUUGUUCGGAAAAGUCCUUGCAAAACACCGUGGCAGUAUAAUUAACAGCUUUCAAUAUUCAUGUGGGGCUUUGACAAGAGAACUUAAUAAUCUCAAAUCAAUGAUGGAUACUAGAUUCGAAAAACUCUGUGAAAAAAUUCUGAGUUCGGAAGCAAAGUUGACUCAAGCCAAUAAAGAAGUUACAGAGAUAAAAGCUAAGCAGAUAAAAAUGAUCACUGAAUUAUAUGCUCAGAGAAAACAGCUUUAUAUUGAAAUGGACAAAAUACGAUUAGAAUCUGAGAUUGGCUUUCAUGAUUGGGAAAAUAAAGUGAACUUACUUAAGACUGAAAAUUGUGAAUUGAAUGCCAAGCUUGCAUCUCUUCAUUCUUGUUUUGGAGGCAGUCAUGUAAAUAUUGAUGAAGAACUAAAGAAAAUGAAAGAGGCUGAUAUGGAAGUAUCUAAAUUAAGGCCAAAACUCGUUGAGGUUGAAGGCAAAUGUGAUGAGUUAAUAACUUUAAAUGAGAAUUUACGUGUUGAGCUUAAUGAUCAAAUUAAUGCCAAUAAAGCGUUCAGAGAGUCUGCUGAAGAAGAGGUAAACCGCCUGAAAGAUAGUCUGGCAAAUUGUGUUUCCAAUUAUAAAUCAAUUAUCAACACUAUGUCGGAAGAGCAUCGUCGUGAGAAAGACCAAAUUAUAUCAAACAUGAAGCAUGCUGAAGAGACUAAGGAUAUUUCUUUACAAGAAACUGCCAAUUUAAAAAUUUUACUAAAUAAUCUCAAAACUGAGCUAAUCGACGAAAAAGAAAAGGCUUCUCAGGUUUCAGCCCUAUCUGAUAGAUUUAAAAGUGAAGUAGCCGACCUACGUUGCAAUCUCUCUAAAACAAGGGAACACUUAUUAGAAGUUGAAGAAAGCUUAAAAGUAAAAAAUGACGCAGUUUUAUCUCUGCAAUCAACAAACAAACAGUUAGAGGACAAACUUUCACUGACUGAAACUUCUUAUAAGCUGAAGGAAAAAGAGGUUUGUAGGUUGGUGUCUCAAAUUAUAGAGUUAGAAUCUGAAAAUAAACGAAGUUCUGAUAAAAUUAAUGAGCUCGAAAACUUAGCUAAGUCAUCCAGUCAUAUCCAAUUGGAUCUGGAGCAUCAUUUAGAAACCCUGAGAAUUCAACUUAACGAAAUGGAAAGUGGAUGGUUGUCUACGCGUGCACAGCUGGCUGAAACAAGGCAACAGUUAAUUAAGACAGAAGAGCUACUUCAUGAUACGAGGUUGCGUCUUUUACGAGCAAACUAUGAAAAAGCUGAAGUUUUAGAACGCUUAACACUAACCGAACCAAAGAAUGGAAGAACCCAAUCGACAUUAGAUCUCACCUCUGAUAUAUCAUCUACAACAUAUAAUAAUGUAAGUACUGGAAUCAAGCUAGUUCAUUCGGAAUCAACAUCAGAUUUUUCUUGUAAAAAUAAACUUCUCAGUGUAGAAAUUCAAAAUAAUCUCAGUAAAAUUGAUCAUAUAGGCACAGCAAGUAAGCCAGCUGGGAAAUCUUUUUCAGACAUUGCUGUUCAAAAGUGUGAUCCACGUUCACAUCAUAUAUGUUUAGAUCAUUUAUCUGGUAAUAUGAAAGAAUGGCCUCCUUAUUCAUCCAUUACUGCUCCAGUUAGUCCUGGUGGAUUACAAAAAGAAAAUCACAAAGUAUUGUCUGGUACGUCUAUACCAUUUCAUAGUUGUCGCUUUGGUCGUCUGAUUAUUUCACCUGAUGGAGAUGAAGCAAAAGAACUAAAGUCAAUCACUUAUCAAACGACACACAAACUUUACUCAGCUCCAUCAAAGACAGAAAACGAGAACCAGAUAGUUGAAAUGGAGCUGAAUACGCCUGCUACAAGUAUAUCAACUGACCAUGAAAAGCAACCUAAUUCAGAAUCGGUCUCACUAACUUUACCAUAUAUACCUGAAACUCCUGCGUAUAUGUUGAACAUGGUCAAUCUUUCUCGAAGUUGCAGUGCUUAUGAGAUUGCUACAGUGCCACUUAAACUUUCGUGCAAUAGUGAUCUCUCUACCAAAAACACAUUGUCGUCCACAUCAAAUUGUUCAAUUUCUAUGAAUAAUGACAGACCGAGGUCUAAGUAUGGUAGGUGGGUUUCCAAAAAACUUCACAAACGUUCGAAGCAUGGAGUUUCGCAAGAUCUAAAGAAUAAAGUUGGUCGAUUCUUGGAGCCUUAUCCGCCAAGUACUAACGACGUUCAUAGAAGUAAGGAAUUAAAAGGUGAUUCUGCUAACAAGUCGACGUGGCAUAAAGUAUGGUCAAAAAACAAGUAAUGGAUUAUCAAACAAGUUUUUAUUGUACAUAUUUCUUUAGUUUAAAAUUAUAUUACAGUUCUUAACUUUAAA